CAGUUGCAGCUGAUCCGUCGUGCCGGGAGGAUCGUACAACUUUUACUAAAACAAUAACAAUUUUAACCAAAUAAAAAAAUUAAAAAAAAACCACACUAACAUAUUAGCUAACUUAAUUAAACAUAAUAAAUAAGUAAAAAUAGUGCUGUGAUAAUAAAAGUGACGUAAUUCAAAAUUUUAAAAAAGUGAGUAAAAAAAUUGUAACAACAAAAAGAACAAAAAAACAGAAAACAUAGUGUCAUAACGAAAGGGGAUAUAAAUAGUUUGAGUGACUUCAUAUGAUAUAUAAAAAUGAAUUUCGUCAAAAAAAUUCCAAGCUAAAUUGUGGUGUGAUGUCGUAUUUUUAGAGUGGAGUCUCUUCAUCUCCAUAUUAUUUUAAAAUUAGAUAUUUUUUUUUUAAAUAUUUAAUAUGUCGUUUUUACCAAGUAGAAGUCGAAGAACACCGGUCAUAUGUUUUGUUGCAUUAUUAUUUUUAAUUGCACUUUAUCAAUUGGGAAUAAUAUGUGGAUCAAACAAAGAACAACCAACAAGUGUCAUGGUUACAAGUGAGAAAUAUGUGAUGGGUGAAUUUGAUAAAAAAAAAUAUCCAUAUGAUAGAAAUAUGCCAUUAAUAUUUAUCGGUGGUGUACCAAGAUCAGGAACAACAUUGAUGAGAGCCAUGCUUGAUGCACAUCCUGAAAUAAGAUGUGGCCAAGAGACUCGAGUUAUCCCGAGAAUUCUCCAGAUGCGAUCACACUGGUACAAAUCAGAACGUGAAAGUAUGCGUCUUGCUGAAGCUGGAAUUUCAAAAGAGGUUGUUGACAGUGCAAUUGCUGCAUUUUGUCUUGAAAUAAUAGCAAAACACGGUGAACCAGCUCCACGUUUAUGUAAUAAAGAUCCAUUGACAUUAAAAAUGGGAUCAUACGUUCUAGAUUUAUUUCCAAAUGCCAAAUUUUUAUUUAUGGUACGAGAUGGUCGUGCUACUGUUCACUCUAUAAUAUCAAGAAAGGUAACAAUAACAGGUUUUGAUUUAUCAUCUUAUCGACAGUGUAUGAUUAAAUGGAAUCAUGCUAUUUCAGCAAUGUAUACACAGUGUCGUGAUGUUGGUAGUGAUAGAUGUUUUAUGGUACCAUAUGAACAACUUGUAUUACAUCCACGUCAAUGGAUGAAAAAGAUACUUCAUUUUCUUGAUGUACCAUGGAAUGAAUCUGUACUACAUCAUGAUGAGUUUAUAAAUAUACCUGGUGGUGUACCACUCAGCAAACUGGAGAGAUCAUCUGAUCAAGUAAUUAAACCAGUGAAUUUAGAGGCAUUAACUAAAUGGACAGGUCACAUACCUCAUGAUGUUUUACGCGACAUGCCAGAUAUUGCACCAAUGCUAUCAGUACUUGGUUAUGAUCCAUAUGCAAAUAAACCAGUUUAUGGUGUACCAGAUAAUGAUGUCAGGGAAAAUACAAGAAAGGUUUUAGCUGAUGAUGGAGUUUGGCUAACAAAAGCACGAGAAUUAGCACUUGAAGUUAAACCAGAAAAUGUUAUAAAUUCAGAACAAGAAAGUACAUCGUCAAGUACACCAAACGAGUGAAGCUUAACAAUAAAUUCAUGACUGAAAAAAAAAAUAAUAAAUAAAAUUAAAUAUAAAGUGUAUGGAAAUUAAUUUCAAUGCAUAACGAAUGAAUGAAGAUGAAUGAAAAUAGAAAAUAUAAAUAAAUUAUAAUGUAAAAUUGAAAAUUAUAUAUUACAGAAUCUCUGUACUGAUAAUUAAUAAUUUAUAAUAAUUUUUUUUUUUUUGUUUUUAUGUACUGAAUGAAUUACUAAAGAUCUGUUAUUUUAUUCUCUUUAAGUUUUUUUUUAAUUAAUUCAUUAAAGUAUUACUGAUAAUAGUACUUUAAAAUAGCAUAAAAUUUUUUUAAAAAUAAUUAUAUUUUUAUUGAUAAUUUAAAUAAUAAAUUGCUUUAUUAUUGUGUUAUUAUUAUUAAUUAAAGAGGGCCAAUUUUAAUUAACAUAAAAUUUUUUUCCUAAACAAUACUUUAGUUGUUAAAUUUUUUUUUUGUUCAUGUAUUAUUUAGUUGAAAAUUUUUAUUGUAUUUUUUGUUUAUUUAAAUUUAUUGUGGUCUCUUGAUGUGCAUAUUCAAUUGCCAUAUUAAAAAUAAGAUUUAAAAACAUUAACAAUAAUGAAAAACAAAAAUUUAAAAAAAAAAAAAAACCAAAUUAUUUUUUCUCUUUGUUUUUGUUUUAAUUGUAAAAUUGUUUAUGUUUAAUUAAAAUGAAAAAUCAAACUUUUAUAUUUAUUAAUUAUAGCGCAAUAUUAUUUUAUAAUUUUAAUUGAUUUAUAUAUUUUCGUUGACAAAAAAAAAAAGAUAUAUAAUAUAUAAAUAGUUAGAUAGGUAAAAUAUGAGUUUAAAAAAAAAAAGAAUUUUUAAUACUGAUUGAUGAAAAAUAAAUAUAAACAUGAGUUUAAUUAAAAAAAAAAAAAAACAAACAAUAAUAAUUGUUAAUAAACGAUUAUUUAUAUGUAAAGUUUAUGCAUCAAUAUUGUAUUUAUACUAUUAAUUUAAUUUAAAUAAAUUAUUUUACUAAAAAAAAAAAAA
This is a messenger RNA of Aphidius gifuensis, 2567 nucleotides long. RefSeq names its product protein-tyrosine sulfotransferase-like (gene Tpst). The transcript has 9 exons. Gene Ontology annotation, cellular component: Golgi apparatus. NCBI's taxonomy places the organism in Eukaryota, Metazoa, Arthropoda, Insecta, Hymenoptera, Braconidae. Gene Ontology annotation, biological process: peptidyl-tyrosine sulfation. The record is from RefSeq and is a predicted model, not a curated record. Gene Ontology annotation, molecular function: protein-tyrosine sulfotransferase activity. The coding region runs from base 410 to 1561 and encodes 383 amino acids.